Molecule: messenger RNA, 4217 nt
Organism: Condylura cristata (star-nosed mole)
Lineage: Eukaryota; Metazoa; Chordata; Mammalia; Eulipotyphla; Talpidae
Gene: PTPDC1
Product: protein tyrosine phosphatase domain containing 1
Exons: 10
Coding region: 287-2479 (730 amino acids)
Biological process (GO): protein dephosphorylation; cilium assembly
Molecular function (GO): protein tyrosine/serine/threonine phosphatase activity
Source: RefSeq, a predicted model, not a curated record
ACUGCUUCACUGGGGCUGAAAGCUGGAGAAUGAGAGGAACACCUGAGCUAGCAUUCUGAGCUCAGGAGUAGAAUUAGGUUCCAAAAUGGCAAUCAGAGCUCGCCUACCGAAUGGACUGCACUUCCCAGCAUCCUCGCGAUCAAUAAAAGGUCUGCUGGGAAAUGUGUUUUCCACUAACUCACCAAUGUGCCAUCAUUAUGGAAAAGACUACCAUAGCUGCCGGAGUCUUUCCGCAAAAUGAACAAUCAUAUUCCACUUUGUGAUUAACAGUGGGCAUACUGCAAACAUGAAAGGAAAUUCAGAACGUCCAGCACCAAAGUACACUAAAGUAGGAGAGCGUUUACGGCAUGUCAUCCCUGGACACAUGGCCUGCUCCAUGGCGUGUGGCGGCAGAGCCUGCAAGUAUGAAAAUCCAGCUCGCUGGAGCGAGCAGGAACAAGCCAUUAAGGGGGUCUACUCGUCCUGGGUCACUGAUAACAUCCUGGCCAUGGCUCGCCCAUCCACGGAGCUUCUGGAGAAGUACUGCAUCAUUGAGCAGUUCCAGAGCCUUGGCAUAAAAACAGUAAUCAACCUGCAGCGGCCCGGUGAGCAUGCCAGCUGUGGGAACCCGCUGGAACAAGAAAGUGGCUUCACGUACCUUCCUGAGGCUUUCAUGGAGGCUGGCAUUUAUUUCUACAAUUUUGGAUGGAAGGAUUAUGGUGUGGCAUCCCUUACCACCAUCUUAGACAUGGUGAAGGUGAUGACAUUUGCCUUACAAGAAGGAAAAGUAGCCAUCCAUUGUCACGCAGGGCUUGGCCGAACAGGUGUUUUAAUAGCAUGUUAUUUAGUUUUUGCAACAAGAAUGACUGCUGACCAAGCAAUUGUAUUUGUUCGGACGAAGCGACCCAACUCCAUACAAACCAGAGGACAGCUUCUGUGCAUAAGGGAAUUUACUCAGUUUCUGAUUCCUCUUCGCAAUAUUUUCUCAUGUUGUGAUCCCAAAGCACAUGCUGUCACCUUAGCACAAUAUCUCAUUCGCCAGCGGCAUCUACUUCAUGGUUAUGAGGCACGACUUCUAAAAUACGUCCCCAAAAUUAUCCACCUUGUUUGCAAAUUGCUGUUGGACUUGGCUGAGAACAGACCAGUAGUAAAUGAAGAAGUGGCAGCAGUUCCUGGCCUCUCUGCUGAAAUUGAAAGGACAGUUUCUGAGAUGGUGACUCGGCAGCUGGAUAAGGAACUGCUGAGGCACAACAGUGACGCAUCUGACUCCUGCACCCCCUCUGUGGUGGCAACAGAUUUUGAGGCUCAGGAUAUGAUUCUUUCCAGCGAGCAAGAGUUUGACCCGCUUUGGAAGAGGCGGAAUGUUGAGUGCCUUCAGCCCUUGACUUGCCUGAAAAGGCGACUGAGCUACAGUGACUCAGACUUAAAGAGGGCCGAGUGGCUUCUGGAACAAGGAGGCACUCCAUGGACAGUGCCCGGACAGGCCUUGCUUUGCCUUAACUCUGGGCAGCAGAAGCCCUUAAGCCACCGUUAUACCCUACAGUCUCCACAGGUAGAUUUAAAUAAGGAGGUGUUGAUUCGCAAUACAUUUUCUUUCUGGAAUCAGGGGAAAUUUGGAGACCUGGAAGGAUUCAAAGAUAAAGAAGACGGAUCACCAAUUUUCUACAGGAAGAAUAUUCCAAAGGAAUUCCAGAGGAGUAAAACCUUCUCUUCAGGCCUUUCAGGUGCAUGCUACCCUGAGGAAUCAGUUAAGUCCAGCCUUGCAAAUUUCCAGAAGAAACCAAACCAUUCUCACCAGCAAGUAUACCCCUGCCCAUGUGAUUCCCCUGGUGGGGGUCCGGGCUCCAUUGCAGAUGACAGUGAGACUUACCACAGCCCUGUGGACCGCAGCGCCAGUCCCAAAGUACCGCUCUUGGUUGCACCUGAAGCCCAGGACAGCAAAGACCUGUCUGAAGUUGCUCCCCACACUGCCUUGCAGUCUGAAUUGAGUGUCGAAGCAAGGAGAAUCCUAGCUGCCAAAGCCCUGGCAAAUUUAAAUGAGUUUACAGAAAAGGAGGAAGUGAAAAGGAAGGUAGAAAUGUGGCAGAAAGAACUAAAUUCCCGAGACGGAGCUUGGGAAAGAAUAUGUGGCGAAAGAGACCCUUUCAUCCUGUGCAGUUUGAUGUGGUCUUGGGUGGAGCAGCUGAAGGAGCCUGUCAUAACCAAAGACGACAUGGACAUGUUGGUUGACAGACGCGCUGAUGCCGCCGAAGCGCUGUUUUUAUUAGAGAAGGGCCAGCACCAGACGAUUCUUUGCGUGUUGCAUUGCAUCGUGAGCCUGCAGAGCCUCCCCCAGGAUGUGGAGGAAGCCGUCCUGGCCCAGGCCAUCAAGGCUUUCACCAAGGUUAAUUUUGAUUCUGAGAAUGGACCGAUAGUUUACAGUACCCUGAAGAAAAUAUUUAAAAAUGCACUGGAAAAAAAGAGAGAAAUGACAAAAGAUGGACCUACACCUGUCAUUUAGUGAAGCUGACUCUUCUCUCCUGGUGAUUAUUUCAGUCUGAAGGCACUUCUGCUCUAAGCGAACAAGCCAAGGUGUGGUCUGCUCUGUCUCCUGCCUCUCUAUCUCGGAGGCAUUUGGCUUGUGUUAAGAAAGCUUGUUUCUGUUUGGAGCAAUUAUUUAUUUUCAAAAAUAUCCUUGAGCUACAUUUUUGUACUGAAAAUUGCCAUGAAGCCGGUGCCACUUUUAUUUAUUUAAUGGAAUUAAUAUGAUUGUAUUACUAUUUCAAGCAUGUGGUAUUUACAUACUUAUUCUUUUUGACAUUUUGGAGAAGUUGUAACUCUUCUUUCCAAAACAGAUUUUUUGUUGACGGAACUCUUCCUAGAGUUUUUACCAAACAGAAAUUUUAGGAAUGAAACAUCACUGCAUAUCCAACCCCUGAUACACGACCUGAGGAAGCCACCAAGUGUCUUAAACUGCUUUAUAUUUGUUACUAAGAAGGUGAUUGAUACAGCAUUUUUAAAAGAAUUUGAAUUUUUUUGUUUUUUCUUUUUUAUAUAACUGUGGCAAAAAGUCUCAGUGUAUUAUUUUUCAAAAUGAUUUGGUUUUACAUUAAAGGAUCCACUGUGAGAUGGUGAGGUUUUUGAUGUAGAAGCUAGCUUGUCCUUUGUCAGGCUUCCGGAAGACUUGGGCCGACAGGCACUUUCUCAGCAGUCAGGCCUUACUCCACUCGCCUGGGCGCGCUGAGCCACGUUUCAUCUUUCCUGAGGAUUUGGGAGCAGAGUUGGACUCUGGAGGACACGGCUGCGGAGCGGGACACCACGGGAAGGGACAGCCGUGCUGCGCUGGUGUGUCCCUGCUGUCCUGCAGUAGCCACCGCUAGAGGCAGUGUGCCCGGCUGGCGUUGUGACAGCCAGCAAGCCAGCCUGUAGUGCCAGUGGCCACAGGGCCCUAUCUUUGGCUGCUUUUUUUACUACGAGAAUUGAGAAUUUUAAAUUGAACUUGACCCAUGCAAGUUGCUUUGGCCCUGCUGCCUUUAGAUAAGAAGUAACUGCAUAAGUUAGUUUCUUGUAGACCAAACUACUCAUCAGCAAUUGAAGCUAUAACUUAUUUAAAUGAAAGUAUGGGGGAACAGAGACCAAACCCCAGAGGGGACAGUUUUACCGCUGUGAUAUCAGUCAAGCCAAUUUCAAAAUGAAGUUUCUUCGUCAAGACAGAAUUGCAGGGGAAGCAAGAUGAAUUUGCAAGAAAUGAAAUUUCUUCAAUGCCUGUGUUUUGAUUGAAGCACUGGCACAUCAAAAUGUUUUCUGGCAUUAUCAGACCUACUAACUGUGCUGGCGAAGUACAGUUUUCUUCCACAUUGUUUGAAUUUUGGUUUAAGAAAUCAAAUCUGAUGAAUUUUAAUAAAUGGGGUAAAGAUUCCUGAAAUUUCUUUUUCAAGUGCCUAAAAAGAGAAAACACAAUUACACUUUACCCAUAGGUACAUUAUCAAAAGAGACUUCUUACCACAAAAGAUAUUGAGCCUUAUCUUGGUCUGUCCCACAAGGGCAGUGCCUCAUGGCUCAUUGCCAAGUGGCUUUUGGCAUCUGCAUCAAAUCAGUGGUUUCAUCAAGAUGACAGACCCUGUGCAGACACGACACGACUAUGGUGUUGCUUGUCUAAACUCCAGGUGCACCUGCCUGAAAGAGAGAGCUGGUGGGAGAAAUUAAUCAGGCUGUAUACGGGUAUUGUGUUUAUUUGAAUAAAUGGGGACAAAAGCUCA